GACAUCUAACCACCCAUCAAUACCCAAAAUCGUCCUGCCGGCUAGAAGAAGUUUCCACCUCCGGCCGGGAUCCACCGGCAUUAUCUUGUAAUCGGCUCCUUAUGCAGACUCUACUUUCUUGCAAAGAAAGAAAGAAACAAAUGACAAGUAAGUAUAAAUUAGUCACAAGCGCGUAGAAAGGGACCAGAAGGGGGACUCUCUCUUUAAUCUGUUUUCGCAGCGCGGACGUUUUGAUUCUCGAAAGGACGAAAGAUAUGCAUCUCUACAAUGCUUGGCUUCCUCCACCAGUUGCAGAAGAAACGAAGAGAGAGAAGGAAUCAUUUGCUUAUGUUGUGAGGUCUGUAAAGGAAUCGUGGCGACCUGACGAUCCCGAAUCUGUUUAUUCAACUCUCAAAUGGAUCUCUGUCAUCGACAUCUUUGUGAAGGCAAAAAGUGAAGUGUCUUUGGAGGAUGUGACCACACUUGUGGAACUUGGGUUGGAAUUGUUUCUUGCAUCACAGAACAAACUGUAUGCUCAGGUUAGAUGGGGAAACAUCCUAGUGAGGUUACUAAAUAAGCAUGGAAAGAAGUUGUCCUUUAAGGUUCAAUGGCGACCUUUCUAUGACACUUUAAUGCAUACACACUUUACAAGAAACACAGGCCCUGAAGGGUGGAGAUUGAGGCAACGACAUUUUGAGACUGUGACAUCCCUUGUUCGAUCCUGCCGGAAGUUCUUUCCGGCAGGCUUUGCAUCUGAGAUAUGGUCUGAAUUUAGAUCACUGUUGGAAAAUCCAUGGCACAACUCAUGCUUUGAAGGUGCUGGGUUUGUCAGACUAUUUCUUCCUACAAACAUGGACAACCAAGAAUUCUUUUCACAUGAUUGGGUUAAACAAUGCAUAGACCAGUGGGAUUCAAUACCAAAUUGCCAGUUUUGGGACAGUCAAUGGGCUGCAGUUAUUGCUCGUUGUAUAAAGAAAUACAGUUAUAUAAACUGGGACUGUUUCUUGCCUGCACUUUUCACUCGAUAUUUAAAUAUGUUUGAGGUUCCUGUGGCAAAUGGUAAUGGAUCAUAUCCUUUCUCAGUGGAUGUUCCUAGAAAUACAAGGUUCUUGUUUUCCAACAAAGCCAUUACCCCAUCUAAAGCUAUUGCCAAAUCAAUUGUGUACCUUUUAAAGCCUGGGAGUUCGGCUCAACAGUACUUUGAGAAAUUAGUCAACCUCUUAGAACAAUAUUAUCAUCCAUCUAAUGGAGGUCGCUGGACUUACUCACUAGAGCGUUUCUUGCGAUAUUUAGUGAUCACUUUCCAGAAACGUCUCAUGCAUGAGCAACAGAGCAAGGAUGACAAUAGACGGGCUGAACUGUACUUGGGAAGACCAGAAAGAGCCUCUUUUGUGAAAGUAGUGCUAAAAUUAAUUGAACGUGGCCAGUAUAGCAAAAAUGAAUCUCUUUCUGAGACAGUUGCUGCUGCAACAUCCAUUUUAUCAUAUGUGGAACCUUCUUUGGUGCUUCCAUUUAUUGCAUCUCGGUUCCACAUGGCCUUGGAGACAAUGACAGCCACCCACCAAUUGAAAACUGCUGUUACAUCAGUAGCAUAUGCUGGGAGAGCCCUAUUUCUUGCGUCAUUUUCAUCAUCUUCAUCUAAAGCAGAUGAUCUUGGAAAUACUGAUGGAUUUGUUGAUCUUCUGAUGAUUUCUUUAUCCAAUACAUUGCUUGGUAUGGAUGCUAACGAUCCCCCUAAGACCUUGGCAACAAUGCAAUUGAUUGGCUCUGUAUUUUCCAAUAUAGCAUCACUAGAUGAUAAAGAUGGAUCAUCGUUUAUGCCAACCAUCAGCUUUUCUGAAUGGCUUGAUGAGUUCUUAUGUCGCCUAUUUUCUUUACUUCUACACUUGGAACCUAGCACUGUUUUGAAUGAAGGUGCCCACACAUCAGCAUCAUCAGGAACUUUCUUGGUUGAAGAUGGUCCUUUUUACUUUUGUAUGCUGGAGAUCUUACUAGGAAAACUGUCAAAACCUUUAUAUAACCAGGCCUUGAAGAAAAUUUCUAAGUUUGUCACCACAAAUAUUCUUCCUGGAGCUAUUUCAGAGGUUGGACUCCUUUGUUGUGCAUGUGUUCAUUCUAGUCCAGAAGAGGCAUCCAUUCACAUCAUUGAACCGAUCUUGAUGUCCAUCAUAUCCUCCUUAAAUGGAACACCUGCUACGGGUUUUGGUGGAAGAGGAAUUUCUGGUGCCUCAGUUUCAACCAAGGCAAAACCAACACUUUCUCCAGCUUUGGAAACAGCAGUUGAUUAUCAAUUGAAAUUGUUAUCAGUUGCCAUUAGUUAUGGAGGUGCCGUGCUUCUUCGCUACAAGGACCAAUUGAAAGAAGCGAUUGUUUCUGCCUUUGAAGCACCAUCUUGGAAGGUCAAUGGAGCUGGUGAUCAUGUUCUUCGAUCCCUCCUUGGAAGCUUGGUCCUCUAUUACCCUAUUGACCAGUAUAAGUGCAUCUCUCACCAUCCUGAUACUGCUGUAUUAGAGGAAUGGAUCAGUGCAAAAGGUUAUCAAAAUGAAGAUCAGUCAUUGAGCCCCAAAUGGCACAUCCCCAGUGAUGAUGAAAUAUUAUUUGCAAAUGAACUCUUGAAUCUACAUUUUCAAUCGGCUUUAGAUGAUCUUCUAAGAAUAUGCCAGACCAAAAUUCACUCUGAUCCAGGGAAUGAGAAGGAGCACCUGAAAGUUACACUUUUACGUAUUGAUUCUUCACUGCAAGGUGUCCUCUCAUGUUUGCCUGAUUUCCGUCCACCAUUUACAAAUGGAAGGGUUGAAGAUUCUAGCAACCAUUCUUUCCUAAUAGCUGGGGCAUCAGGUUCAACUGUUGGCAGCUCUGAACUGCGGGAAAAAGCUGCUGAGAUAAUACAUAUGGCUUGCAAAUACUUAUUGGAGGAAAGAUCAGAUGAUAGCAUCCUUUUGAUUCUCAUUAUUCGUAUAAUGGAUGCUUUAGGAAACUAUGGGAGCUUGGAAUAUGAUGAGUGGUCAAAUCACAGACAAGCCUGGAAACUGGAAUCUGCUGCCAUAAUAGAGCCUCCAAUAAAUUUCAUUGUAUCAUCUCAUUCUCAGGGGAAGAGAAGGCCCAGAUGGGCACUUAUUGACAAGGCAUACAUGCAUAAUACAUGGAGAUCAUCACAAUCAUCUUACCAUCUGUUUCGUACUAGCAAGAAUAUAUCUCCCUCAGAUCAAGUGGCUCUUUUAUUGGAUGAUCUUCUGAACCUUUCUUUGCAUAGAUAUGAAACUGUUCGUAUACUCGCUGGAAAGUCUCUCUUGAAGAUUCUCAAGCGUUGGCCAUCUAUGAUUUCGAAGUGUGUUAUCACCCUUACUGACAAUUUACGAGAUCCAAAUACACCAGAACAUGCGGUGCUAGGUUCUUGUGUAGUCCUUGCUACACAGACUCUUCUUAAGCAUUUAGCAAUGGAUCCAAAAUCCUUCUCCUCAUUUCUCCUAGGCAUCCUUGCAAGCUCCCAUCAUGAAUCACUGAAAGCUCAGAAAGCUAUCAAUGAGCUUUUUGUCAAAUACAACAUACACUUCUCCGGAGUUUCCAGGAAUGUUUUCAGGAUACCAGACAAUUCAGAUGAACCAAAAUUUGCAGAUUUGGUUUCUCAGAUUGUUGCUAUGAGCUUUGAUACAACUGGCUUGCAUUGGCGGUAUAAUCUUAUGGCUAACCGAGUAUUGCUAUUACUAACUAUGGCUUUUAGGGGUGACCCAAAUUCAUCUUCAAAAAUCCUCAGUGAAACUGCUGGUCAUUUCUUAAAGAAUUUGAAAAGUCAACUUCCUCAGACAAGGAUACUCGCAAUCUCAGCUCUAAAUACUCUGUUGAAAGAGUCACCGUACAAAAUUUCUUCUCCAGAGCAGCAACAUUUGUCGAGGCAGUUAGAAGGGAAUACCAAAUCUUCCCUUGAAGGGGCACUAAGCCAAAUUUUUCAGGAAGAGGGAUUUUUCAGUGAUACACUGAACAGUCUUUCUCAUGUCCAUAUAAUCACUGACACUGAUAGCAAUUCUUCACGAGGAAGUCAUGCAUCUUCUUUCCAGAGCCUUGCAGAUAAGUCAAUCACUCGUUUCUAUUUUGACUUCUCAGCUUCAUGGCCACGGACUCCUAGUUGGAUUUCUUUGUUGGGAAAUGAUACUUUUUACUCAAACUUUGCACGGAUUUUUAAACGCUUGAUUCAAGAAUGUGGGAUGCCAGUUUUAUUGGCACUUGAGAACACAUUAGGGGAGUUUGCAAAUGCUAAAGAGAGGUCAAAGCAGUGUGUUGCUGCUGAAGCAUUGGCUGGGGUAUUGCAUUCUGAUAUUGAUGGUCUUGUGGAAGCAUGGGAGAACUGGCUAAUGGUCCAACUUCAGAAGAUCAUUCUGGCACCAUCUGUGGAAUCAACACCAGAGUGGGCAGCAUGCAUACGUUAUGCGGUUACAGGAAAAGGAAAAUAUGGAACAAGAAUUCCUCUUCUGAGGCAAAGGAUCAUGGAUUGUUUGGUUACACCUUUACCCCAAAUGGUGGCUACCAAUGUAGUUGCUAAGCGCUAUGCUUUCCUUUCAGCUGUUUUGAUUGAGAUCUCCCCACCUAAAAUGCCAAUGGAGGAGAUUCAAUUCCAUGAUAAACUUUUGGAAGAGUUAUUGGACAAUAUGAGCCAUUCAUCUGCACAAGUCAGAGAAGCUAUAGGCGUAACCCUUUCUGUGUUAUGUUCGAACAUUCGGCUCUGCAAAUUCUUUGCAUGUUGUCAAUCUCAUAAGGAGAAAGAAAAUCACGCAGAUGAUUCUCUUAAAGGGGGGAGUUGGCAUCGGCUGCUAACAGAACGAGCUUCUGAAUUGGCUGUAAAUAUCCAGAAUGCUAGUCAGACUGACAAUUUGGAGACUGCUUCAGAUACAACUCAUGAAAAUAGUCUUUCAAAUCAUGAAUCACUAGAAGAUGUUAAGUGGCUGGAAACGAUGUUCUAUUUUGUUAUCUCAUCUUUGAAGUCCGGAAGAUCUUCUCUCUUGCUGGACAUAAUUGUUGGUCUUCUUUAUCCCAUUAUUUCUUUGCAGGAAACUUCAAAUAAAGAUUUAUCAACAUUAGCCAAGGUGGCAUUUGAAUUAUUAAAAUGGAGAAUUUUUCUGGAGCCCCAUCUUCAAAAGGCUGUAUCAGUGAUUCUUUCAAUGGCCAAUGAUUCCAACUGGCGAACUAGAUCUGCAACUCUGACAUAUUUGCGAACAUUUAUGUAUAGGCAUACUUUCCUUUUGUCAAAUGUGGAGAAACACCUAAUUUGGAAAACAGUUGAAAAGCUACUUAUAGACAACCAAGUUGAGGUAAGGGAGCAUGCAGCAGCAGUUCUGGCAGGUCUAAUGAAAGGUGGAGAUGAAGAUCUAGCCAGGGAAUUCCGUGAUAGAGCAUUCACAGAGGCAUUAACUAUCCAAAUGAAGCGAAGGCAGAGAAAGUUAAGCUCUGGCGAGUCUAUAGCUUCUAUACAUGGUGCAGUCCUUGCAUUAGCAGCUUCUGUAUUAUCAGUUCCCUAUGACAUGCCCAGUUGGCUGCCUGACCAUGUAACCUUAUUGGCUCGUUUCAUUGGGGAACCAUCACCCGUGAGAUCUACUGUUACCAAGGCAGUUGCAGAGUUCAGGCGUACUCAUGCAGAUACAUGGAAUGUUCAGAAAGAUUCUUUCGAUGAAGAGCAACUUGAGGUUUUGGGCGACACUUCCUCUUCGUAUUCAUAUUUUGCUUGAGCUGUAUUAGUUCUGUAAGAAAAGGGGUAAUAAUUGAUAAAGAACAGAGAAAAUAAAAGAAACGAGGCAUAUAACUGAUUGUAACUAUGUAAUUCACUUUUAUUUACACCCGUCAUUUGCAUGUU
Nelumbo nucifera (sacred lotus) is the source of this 5821-nucleotide messenger RNA. RefSeq names its product proteasome activating protein 200 (gene PA200). The record is from RefSeq and is a predicted model, not a curated record. Gene Ontology annotation, biological process: proteasomal ubiquitin-independent protein catabolic process. Gene Ontology annotation, cellular component: nucleus; cytosol. Gene Ontology annotation, molecular function: proteasome binding; peptidase activator activity. NCBI's taxonomy places the organism in Eukaryota, Viridiplantae, Streptophyta, Magnoliopsida, Proteales, Nelumbonaceae.